This is a messenger RNA of Malaya genurostris, 1784 nucleotides long. Its product is annotated as probable cytochrome P450 9f2. Gene Ontology annotation, molecular function: monooxygenase activity; iron ion binding; oxidoreductase activity, acting on paired donors, with incorporation or reduction of molecular oxygen. Bases 54 to 1673 code for a protein of 539 amino acids. The transcript has 2 exons. The record is from RefSeq and is a predicted model, not a curated record. Lineage: Eukaryota; Metazoa; Arthropoda; Insecta; Diptera; Culicidae.
AAUGUCGAUUCACUCCAGUGCUCAACCGUUUGUGGAAGUGAAACGAUCGCAAGAUGGAAGUGAGUUUGUUUGCCGCUAUCGCAAUCGGUUCCCUAGUUCUGUUUGUAUAUCGUUGGGUUUCGAAAAAGUACGAGUACUUUCUUUCGAAACCGAUUCCGUGCAUAAAACCGACCUUCCUACUGGGAAGUAGUGCACCGGUAAUUUUUCGAACAAAAACUCUUAAGUCCCACAUUGAAACUAUGUACAAUACAUAUCCGGAGUGCAGGAUAGUAGGAUUUUAUGAGCUCAUGAGACCAGUAUUUAUGUUACGGGAUGCGACCGUAAUAAAACAAAUUGCCGUGAAAGAUUUUGACUUCUUCAUGGAUCAUUCUCCGUCGAUCAGUAACGCGUCACCGGACGGUGAGGAGAGUGGCGCGACUUUGUUCGGUAAUUCACUGUUUGCGUUACGUGGUCAAAAGUGGAGAGACAUGCGUUCAACGCUAAGCCCGGCCUUCACAGGAAAUAAAAUGCGAUAUAUGUUUGGGUUGGUAGCGGAAUGUGGCCAAUCGUUGAUACAUUUUUUGAACGCUGAAAUAAAAGAAGAUAAACCAUUGGAGUAUGAGAUGAAGGAUUUCUUUUCGCGAUUUGCAAACGAUGUGAUUGCAACAGUCGCAUUCGGGAUUAAAGUUAACUCGUUGAAGGAUCGUCGAAAUGAGUUCUAUACGAAUGGAAAACAAAUGACAAACUUUAAAUCACUGAGAGUUCAUAUAAAGUCCUUGCUGUGCGAAAUGAUGCCCCGUUUGAUGCAGAAAUUGGGCAUUGAUUUCGUGGAUUCCGACAUGACGAGUUACUUCAAAAGAAUGAUUAUCGAUAAUAUGAAGCAAAGAGACGUACAUGGAAUCGUACGCAAUGAUAUGAUUCAAAUGCUGAUGGAAGUUCGCAAGGGUUCGUUAAAGCACCAAGAGGACGAAACCGAGCAGAAAGAUGCUGGAUUUGCUACAGUUCAAGAGUCUAGUGUUGGAAGAUCGUCUCACUCUCGAAUAUGGACUGACAACGAAUUGGUAGCACAAAGCUUUUUGUUUUUCUUAGCAGGUUUUGAUACUGUUUCCACGUGUAUGACCUUCUUAGCUUAUGAAUUAACAAUCAACCAAGAUAUUCAGCAAAGGUUGUACGAAGAAAUUAACGCAACGAAUCAGUCUCUGGAUGGAGCACCUCCAAAUUAUGAAGAUCUUCAGAAAAUGGAAUACUUAGACAUGGUAGUUUCGGAAGCGCUUCGCAAGUGGCCACCGGGAAUCAUAUCCGACCGUUUCUGUAUCAAGGAUUACGUGUAUGAUGAUAACGCAGGAACUCGCUUCGUAAUUGAAAAAGACAGCACAGUUUGGAUUCCGACGAUUGCUCUUCAUUGGGAUCCGAAGUACUAUCCGAAUCCGGAUUUAUUUGAUCCGGAGCGAUUCAACGAAACGAAUCGAUUGCAGAUUGUUGCCGGUGCAUAUUUACCGUUUGGAGUUGGUCCGAGAAAUUGCAUUGGAUCUCGAUUAGCAUUGAUGGAGGUCAAACUUGGUUUCUAUUAUCUGCUAAAGAGCUUCCGUUUGGAGCCAACCGAGAAAACGCAAAUACCUUUACAGCUAUCGAACAAUCUAUUCGGUCUUGAAGGUGAAAAAGGUGUGUGGGUGGCAAUGAAAUCGAGGGUUUGAGGAGUUUCCAAUAUAAUAAAUAAUCGUUAAUGAUAAGGUUUUGUAAACAAUGUAUUAGUUUAGUAUGCUUAGACUAGCGAACAAAGUAAAACGUAGAUAAUUGGAAAUGUC